UUUUUCCGAUAAUGUAGGUAAUUUUCUUACCGACACCGGUUGUCGGAAAAAUGGCGAAUGAAGUGCAGUUGGCCCAAACGGCUUUGCCGGAGGGAGAUACAAUUUUUGGGAAAAUAUUACGUAAAGAAAUCCCUUGCAAUUUUAUUUACGAAGACAACUUGUGCGUUGCAUUUGACGACAUAAACCCGCAAGCCCCCGUCCAUUUCUUGGUGAUUCCGCGCAAGCCUAUCCCUCAGCUGUCCAAGGCUGAAGACAACGAUGGACCUCUUCUAGGACACUUGCUAAUCGUCGCUCGGAAAAUCGCCCAAAAACGGAAUUUGAAAAAUGGUUUUCGUAUUGUGAUCAAUGACGGCCCAAUUGGGGCCCAGUCUGUGUAUCAUAUUCACGUGCACGUUUUGUCCGGCAGACAGCUCCAAUGGCCCCCUGGCUAACUCUCAGUGGCUUUAAUUCAGUUUUAAUUAGCUUGUAAUUUACAUGUAUGUGCUGGUUUUGUGUUUGGGAGAAAUAAAACCAAGACUUAGUAAAUUAA
This is a messenger RNA of Tribolium castaneum (red flour beetle), 529 nucleotides long. It is a transcript of the gene HINT1, whose product is annotated as histidine triad nucleotide binding protein 1. Gene Ontology annotation, molecular function: hydrolase activity. Gene Ontology annotation, biological process: purine ribonucleotide catabolic process. The transcript is spliced from 2 exons. The record is from RefSeq and is a predicted model, not a curated record. The coding region runs from base 51 to 431 and encodes 126 amino acids. NCBI's taxonomy places the organism in Eukaryota, Metazoa, Arthropoda, Insecta, Coleoptera, Tenebrionidae. Gene Ontology annotation, cellular component: nucleus; cytoplasm.